Myotis davidii is the source of this 4957-nucleotide messenger RNA. It is a transcript of the gene WDR62, whose product is annotated as WD repeat domain 62. Gene Ontology annotation, molecular function: protein binding. The record is from RefSeq and is a predicted model, not a curated record. The coding region runs from base 186 to 4643 and encodes 1485 amino acids. Lineage: Eukaryota; Metazoa; Chordata; Mammalia; Chiroptera; Vespertilionidae. Gene Ontology annotation, biological process: regulation of mitotic cell cycle; mitotic spindle organization; neurogenesis. Gene Ontology annotation, cellular component: mitotic spindle. The transcript is spliced from 33 exons.
CGCUCCACUCCGCCUCUUAUUCCUCAUUGGUCAAAAGCACCGCCCGCAGUGCUGCGAUUGGCCAAACGGGCGGCUACCGCAUCCAAUGGGCGGCGGCGCUGGCUUUCCCGCUACGGUUCGUUACUUGAGAGGGUCGUGGCGGCGGCGGCAGUUGGGUGUAACGGUCGCCCGGCUCCGGUGCGACCAUGGCGGCCUUGGGGCCCGGAGGCUACGCGCGGAACGAUGUGCGGAGAGGCCAGUCCUCCCCGCCCCCCUCUCCAGCGCUCUGCCUCCGCCGGCGGACGAGACUCCCCACGGCGCCCGAGGACACAGUGCAGAACCGGGUGUCACUGGAGAAGGUGCUUGGCAUCACAGCCCAGAACAGCAGUGGCCUAACCUGUGACCCCAGCACAGGCCGCGUGGCCUACCUAGCAGGCUGUGUGGUGGUGAUUUUGGACCCCAAGGAGAACAAGCAGCAGCACAUUUUUAACACUGCCAGGAAGUCUCUGAGCUCUCUGGCCUUCUCCCCUGAUGGGAAGUACAUAGUGACGGGAGAGAACGGGCACAGGCCUACUGUGCGAAUCUGGGAUGUGGAUGAGAAGAGUCAGGUGGCAGAGAUGUUGGGCCACAAGUACGGCGUGGCCUGUGUGUCCUUCUCCCCAAAUAUGAAGCACAUUGUGUCCAUGGGCUAUCAGCACGACAUGGUACUCAACGUCUGGGACUGGAAGAAAGAUAUUGUGGUGGCCUCCAACAAGGUAUCAUGCAGGGUCAUCGCCCUCUCUUUCUCAGAGGACAGCAGCUAUUUUGUUACUGUUGGUAACCGGCAUGUUAGGUUCUGGUUCUUGGAAGUCUCCACUGAAGCAAAGGUGACCGGGACAGUGCCCCUCAUAGGGCGCUCAGGCAUCCUGGGUGAGCUGCACAACAAUGUCUUCUGUGGUGUGGCUUGUGGCCGGGGCCAGAUGGCAGGCAACACCUUCUGUGUGUCCUACUCGGGCCUCCUCUGCCAGUUCAACGAGAAGAGGGUGCUGGAGAAGUGGAUCAAUCUGAAGGUCUCCCUGUCUUCCUGCCUCUGUGUCAGCCAGGAGCUCAUCUUCUGCGGUUGUACAGAUGGGAUAGUUCGCAUUUUCCAGGCCCACAACCUACAUUACCUCGCCAACCUGCCCAAGCCACACUACCUUGGGGUGGAUGUGGCCCAGGGCCUGGAGCCCAGCUUCCUCUUCUGCAGGAAGGCAGAAGCAGUCUAUCCGGAUACGGUGGCACUGACCUUUGACCCCAUCCACCAAUGGCUAUCCUGUGUGUAUAAGGACCACAGCAUCUAUAUCUGGGAUGUCAAAGAUAUCAACAAAGUAGGCAAGGUGUGGUCGGAGCUCUUCCACAGCUCCUACGUCUGGAAUGUGGAGGUGUAUCCUGAGUUUGAAGAUCAGAGAGCUUGUCUGCCAACUGGAUCUUUUCUGACUUGUUCCUCAGACAACACCAUUCGCUUCUGGAACAUAAAUAGCAGCCCUGACUCUCCCUGGCAGAAAAACAUCUUCAGUAAUACCCUACUGAAGGUAGUGUAUGUAGAGAAUGACAUCCAGCACCUUCAGGACAUGUCACACUUCCCAGACCGGGGUAGUGAGAAUGGGACACCUAUGGACGUGAAAGCCGGGGUACGAGUCAUGCAAGUCAGUCCUGAUGGCCAACACUUGGCUUCAGGCGACCGAAGUGGAAAUCUGAGGAUCCAUGAGCUGCAUUUCAUGGAUGAGCUGGUCAAGAUGGAAGCCCAUGAUGCUGAGGUGCUAUGCCUGGAGUACUCCAAGCCUGAGACUGGGCUUACCUUGCUUGCCUCGGCCAGUCGGGACCGACUGAUCCAUGUGCUGAACGUGGAGAAGAACUACAACCUGGAGCAGACCCUGGAUGAUCACUCCUCCUCCAUCACGGCCAUCAAAUUUGCAGGCAACAGAGACAUCCAAAUGAUCAGCUGUGGGGCCGAUAAGAGCAUCUACUUUCGCAGUGCACAGCAGGGCUCCGAUGGGCUUCACUUUGUCCGUACUCACCAUGUGGCAGAGAAGACCACCUUGUAUGACAUGGAUAUUGACAUCACCCAGAAGUAUGUGGCUGUGGCCUGCCAGGACCGCAAUGUGAGAGUCUACAACACCAUGAAUGGAAAGCAGAAGAAAUGCUACAAGGGCUCCCAUGGCGAUGAAGGGUCUCUGCUGAAGGUCCACGUGGACCCCUCAGGCACCUUCCUAGCCACAAGCUGCUCUGAUAAAAGCAUCUCGGUGAUAGACUUUUACUCGGGCGAGUGCAUUGCCAAAAUGUUUGGCCAUUCUGAAAUUGUCACCGGCAUGAAGUUCACCUAUGACUGUCGUCAUUUGAUUACAGUAUCUGGAGACAGCUGUGUGUUCAUCUGGCACCUGGGCCCAGAGAUUACCAACUGCAUGAAGCAGCACUUGCUGGAAAUUGACCAUCUGGAGCAGCAGCAGCAGCAGCAGCAGCAGAAUACGAAGGAUGGGAAAUGGAGCAGCCACCCCAGGCAGGAGACAUAUGCAUCUGUGCCCAACAAGAUUUGCUCCCUAAGAUCUGGAGAGCAGGCAGAGGAUGAGCUAGAGGAAGAGUGUGAACCUGAAGAAUUACUGAAGACACCAUCCAAAGAGAGCUUGGAUUCAGAUCCUCAGUGCCUGCUGACCAACGGCAAGCUGCCACUCUGGGCAAAGCGGCUGCUUGGAGAUGAUGAUAUGGUGGAUGGCUCAGCCUUCUACACCAAGCACAGCUACCAGCCACAUGGCCGCUGGGCAGAGCGGGCUGACCAGGAGCCCCUCAAGACCAUCCUGGAUGUCCGUGACCUGGAUUGCUACUUUACCCCCUUGAAGUCCGACAGUCUGGAGGACUCCGUUCUGGAUAUAGUGAAGCCACAGAGCCUGGCAGGCCUGCUGAGUGAGUCAGAGAGUCCCCAGGAAGAUGGCUGUAGGAAUCCUUCCUUCCUGCCUCUACAGAAGGAGUGCUCUGAAGCCAGAGAGGUCGUCAGCUCCCUGGAGGUAGAGGUGACCGUCCCAGGGACAGACAGCAAGUACAGCUCAGAAGAAGUGGAGAGGGAGCCUGGAGACCAGCAAGGUGACUCCUAUCUCAGGGUCUCCUCCAUGGGCUUGAAGGAUCGGAGCAAACUUGCGGAUUCAGGGAAUUCAGAAGCCUACUUGGAGUGUACCUUCACCACCAUCCAUUCCUCCCCUCCACAGCUGGACUCAGACCCUCGGUUUGAUGUGACAGUGACUCCUAUACCAGCAUGCCCAGGAACUGCAGAAGAGUUGUCUCGGCCUGAGCUGGCAGGCAUAUCCAAUGACUCCUUGCCCCAGACCCCUGAGCAAGAGAGGUUUCUCCGCCAUCACUUUGAGACGCUUACUGACACCCACCAUGAGGAGCUCUUUCACAGAUCCCUAAGAGAUGUGACGGCCUCUGCGGAUGAGGACUUUUUUAAUCCCCGGCUGAGCAUCUCAGCCCAGUUCCUCUCACGUCUCCAGAAGACAUCCAGGCUCAACCACACCUUCCCUUCCCCGCUGCACCUGCACCUUGUGAAGUCCCCGGAGGUCAAACUCAUAGACCUCCAGGGGAACCAGGCCAGAGCAGAACCAGGUACUGGCUACACCUUCCCAGGGAGGACCGAUGUCCUCUCUGGGAGGAAAGCUAAGGAGUCACUUGACAACCUGGAGGCCUGGUGCCCACUGAAGGCCACUGCCAGUUCCUGUGCCAAGAUGUCACCCAGCAUUUCCCUUGAGGACAGUGAGGACCCUGUCUUGGUUGACAAAGAGAGAGGGAGACCCCUCUGCAGGCCCUCAUCUCUGGGGAAGCUGGCCUCCAUGGACCAGGAGCUUCAGGCCAUCACCACCACAGCAGCAACCAGUUCUGACAGUGAGGGCCGAGAGCCUGCCCUGCCCUCCCAGGGCAACUAUGAAGCCCAGGCCAGCUUCAAGCAGACCCUGUCAGGUGUCUGUGACAGGCUCUUACUGCCCUCACCCCCACAGGAGCCACCCACUACUUGUGUCUGGUCCCAGGAACCUGUGGCCACCCAGUCUGAUGUCACAGUCACAACAUCUACCUUCCCGGCUUCCAGCCCCGUAGAUAUGAGCUCCCUGAGGCUCCACAGCUCCACCUUUCUCCCAAGGCUUCUGGCCGCUGAACCCCUCAACACCCCUGCACACCCCAACAGCCCCCCACUUCCAGAGGCUAUGCCUGGCAGCAUCACCUCCCUCCUGGAGCUCACCCCUGAUGCACUCAGUGUACUCCGGGACAGCCCUGGACACUGGGGAGAGCCUGGAGUGCCAGCCAGAGUCCUGUCCCCAGCUCCCCUUGAGGUGAGCAGUGUGGGGACCAUUGUGCACAAACUACAGACUGCCUUCCAAGAAGCCCUGGACCUUUACCACCUGAUGAUCUCCAGUGACCAGUUGAGUACCAAGCAGCGGCAGGCACGGACUGAACUAGCCUCCACCUUCCUUUGGAUCCACAGCCAGUUAGAGACCAACGACUGGCUGGUUGAGAGUGAUGUGGCCCCAGCCCAGGCCCUCCCCAGCCCUAACCCCCCCUCCCCACCUACAUUGUGUCCCCUGGCCAGCCCAGAUUUGCGUGCCCUGCUGGAACACUACUCGGAGCUGCUGGUGCAGGCUGUGCGGAGGAAGGCACAGGGGGACUGAGGGUCAGCAGCCCUGCUACUUUCUGAUGAAAUAGCAACACAGGAAUCAAUUGCUUCAAGAGACAUGUUGUGCAUGGAGAACUGGUCACCCAAGCAGAAACAGAAUGGCUCCCCACUCAUCAGCUCAUUCUUUAGUGCAACCUGGCCCCCGCACGCCACAUUGACAGCUCCUAAAUACUGGGCUGCUAGGCCUGAGCCAGGCAUACUAGUCAUGGUUGCAUGAAAUCCAACAAUUGUAAGAUGGCAACACUUAAAACCCCUAAUGGAAUACUACGCAGCUGUAAAAAAAGAAGGAACUCUUACCCUUUGCAACAG